Dimorphilus gyrociliatus is the source of this 670-nucleotide messenger RNA. The record is from the annotation of a GenBank genome assembly. NCBI's taxonomy places the organism in Eukaryota, Metazoa, Annelida, Polychaeta, Dinophilidae.
AAUGGCAAAGCUAUUAUAUCACGUUCCAAGUUUCGAUAUAGAAGGAACGAUUCAUGGCGCCAUCUAUUCUCUAAAAAAAUUAGGAAGGAACGAAAUUUGUGGAAAUAAGCUAUUGCACCCUAAAAUUGGUUGCGAAGUUGAUUAUGACGGCUGUGAGAUGAAACAUUUAGCCGUUCUUUCAGGAGUUGUCUUUCUUCUUGCAGAUACUUUUGCAAUCACGAGUAUACUUAUUCCUAAUUGGAUCAAAAUGCAUUCGAGCGAAGGUGAAACUAGAAUAGGUUUCUUUUACAUUUGCAUUCGAAAUACAAUGAAUUACGAAGAGCAAUGCUUUCUCCAUUCAUUAUUGUGUCAGGCCUGGGCUGUUGCCUUAUUAGCAAUUAUCUUUGGAAUUAUUCUCAUAACACUUACGAUAGGGUUAAUAAUAGCUUCAUGCUUUAAGUACGAAGUAAUAAACACGGCGCGCUGGUUUGGAUUUAGUGCUACUGUUUGCUUUAGCAUAGCUGCAGUUGUUUUUCCCCUUGGUUUCGAUAUGGAACUAAUAGGUGGAAGAGCGUAUCAAUUACCAAAGAAUUAUUCUGCAGGAAUAUCAUAUAUCAUUUUUAUAUUCGCUCAAUGGAUAACUGUGAUAUCUGAACUAUUAGCUGGAAAAGUUUGUCUUAGCAAUUAUUAA